Vicia faba (fava bean) is the source of this 792-nucleotide messenger RNA. The record is from the annotation of a GenBank genome assembly. NCBI's taxonomy places the organism in Eukaryota, Viridiplantae, Streptophyta, Magnoliopsida, Fabales, Fabaceae.
AUGUCGUCGGGUACUGUUAACUUCCCCGCCAUUCUUGUAACUACCCGAGAGUCGACUUUCCCGUAUGAGCAUUCGAUAGGUCGUCUGAGGGUUCGCCGCGGUUCAUUGCGGUGCUUACACACUAGGCUACCCUUCUCCGAAAGCUCCGCGGGACCACCUACCACUAGUCUUCGGCCGGAGGGGUUUAUUGCACAAAAACGCCGGGACGCAGGCUCCCGAAGAGGGAAGCCCAACGAAUGUCUCUGCCAAAGUUCAACCGGCAUUGACCGCAGAUUGCGAGAACGUGAGCUUCAUGCCUUCUAUAGAAUUUUUAGGUCAGUUCGUGCCACUAGAGAGUAUGGAGAUGGCUCCUUCCACCAGGUCCUAGACAUAAAUACUCCUGGGUCUCGCCCUUUUGGUCAUAUCGUUAUCAUCCGAAGAAAAGAAUACCCGAAGGCUCUUGCCUUGUGUAUAAAGCUUAUAAGGAUAGAACUUUGGGAGGAAAAGAGAAAGCGAGAGAAACCCCACCCCUCUCUUUCCAGAGGAUUCGCGGCAUGUCAAGCCGGUUCUUCGCUUUGGCUAAGAUUAUUCUGCCAAGCGAGUUUCGGCAAGUACAUUGACCCCACACAAAUCACGUUCACGAAAAAAAAACUACUUGCUAUAUUUAUAUACGCAAUUCAUUUCGCCUCACUCGACUCUAUAUCUAGCCAAAGGAUAGAUGCAGAAAUCAGCCUUAUUAAAGAAGAGAAGAUAAAUCUUAUAGAAAGUGGUUUCCAAGUAAUAGUAGAGAUUUCACUUUGCUUUCUCGUAUAG